UACGACCCGCAUUCUACUUGCAUUGUUCCGCCUGAUUAUCAGGCCGCCGGGAGUCCUUUCAUAUGCUACCAUUCGCAAUCGAUAUCAUGUCAUCAUGUCAGCCCAGAGAAGAGUGCCGCUCCGUGUUCUGAAUGUCACAACCGAGAGCUUCCAAGAAGUUCGAAACGUGCCAGGCCUACGGUACGGCAUCAUAUCACAUCGAUGGCUCACGCAAGAGCCAACCUUUGAGCAAUGGGAGAAGCGUGAGCCUCGCAGCGGCACUGAGCCCCAGGACCCAACGGUGGAGAGCCCCGGCGUGCAGAAGAUCAAGAACUUGUGCGCCUUCAUCCGGGAGAACUUUCCGGACAUACAGUACAUGUGGAUUGAUACGUGCUGCAUCGAUAAGAGAAGCGCUUAUGAGCUUAUGGUCAGCAUUCCCUCCAUGUUCGAAUGGUAUCGAUCUGCGGUUGUGUGCCUGGCGUACUUGAGUGACGUCGAUACGAUGCCGGACGAGUCGAUGUGGGAGGAUGACUUUCGUGGGAGCGCGUGGCAUACUCGGGGCUGGACCCUGCAAGAGCUGCUCGCUCCGAAAAUGGUUAUCUUCCUCAACAAUAAAUUCCGGGUCAUGGGUUACAAGGGCACCGAAGCUGAUGCUCUCGCCCAACGAAUUGCGUGUGGUACAGGACCAUGUCUCAACGCUCCACUUUCUCGAAUCACCGAUAUUGAUCAGAGAUAUUUCGGAGACGAGACUGCGCUUGCCAACGUUGACCUCGCGACUGUGAGAUGCUGGAUGAACGGACGCAGCACGACUGAAGAGGAGGACAUGAUCUACUGUGUGCUCGGCAUCCUCAACGUUCACCUCAACCCGGAGUAUUCGGAAGGAUUCCUCAAGGCUCAAGACCGCUUGCUGGAGGAACUCCGGAGACGUUCUCGUGGUCACUAUGCGCGGCUGGGCCCAACUGCGACUUCACUGCUGCCCGCUUCAUCGCCAUCGCGUCAUGGCGCAGCACCGGCUCAAUCCUGGGAGAUGACCAACACCACCGGCGCAAUGCAUCGUGCGCGAAUCAAAUACGUUGAAGCUUCUGGAAAGCAAGGAGAUCCUCGGAGCCGACGAUGCUGUAGCCGGCUUGGUAAAGGAACUCGUGUGUGUGUAUGGAUCCUUUUCUCGCUCCUGAUUGUCGGCCCAAUCGCCGCUUCUGUAGUGGUCGUCAAGCAAAUAAACGACAGGCGAGCUGCUGCCAAUUCUUCGGUGUGAGGAAGUGUGGAGACCUCCGAAGUACGCUCCUCGCAGCAACGAUGCUCCGCAUACCUCGAUUGCCGUGCUGCACAACCUCGGAGGCACUGCAAUCGUGAAUUUGAAUUGUCGGCUGGUCCGAUAUGGGAGGUGAGUAAUUAUGCGUACCUGUCAGCGGGAACGAGAAGAAUCGAGCGUAGAUUAGAGAUCGCAUCGAGCAGGGCUCUGCGAGUCAUGACGAUGCCAGCCUGUCCGAU
Molecule: messenger RNA, 1470 nt
Organism: Dissoconium aciculare CBS 342.82
Lineage: Eukaryota; Fungi; Ascomycota; Dothideomycetes; Mycosphaerellales; Dissoconiaceae
Exons: 1
Coding region: 95-1234 (379 amino acids)
Source: RefSeq, a predicted model, not a curated record